AUGGAAGAACUUAAAAACGAAAUAGAUAGAGAACAUGAAGGUACAGUAAAUAGAGAAAAAAAUGAGGAAGGAAAGUUAGAAUAUGUAAAAAAAGGUGACGAAGAAAAUCUUGAAAAUGUAAAAAAUGAAGAAAUAAAGGGAAAAAUAAGUUUUGAUAUAUUUUCAUAUUUAAAUAAAAUAUAUAAAAAGCAUGGUUCAUAUGACGAAGAAAUAUCUAGGUUUUUAUCAUACGUAAAAAAAAGAAGAGGAAAACUAAAAAAUAAAGUUCUCUUCAAAAUUAAAAAAGUAGGUAAGUAUAUGUAUAGAACAUAUCAUACUGAUAUAAUCGAUGAAAAGUAUUUAGAAUUAUUAGUAUUAGAUGUAGAAUUAUGUAGAUGUAGAUAUAUACAAAUUAAAACUGACAUGAAUAAUUUGAAAAUUCCAUAUAGAGCAAAGUUUUCUUACAUAAGACGCUUAAAAAAAUCAUUAGAUAAAAUAAAUUUUUUAAAUAAUAUUAUAAAUAAUUGUGUUGAUAAAAAUACAGAAUUACAAGUAAGGUGCUAUAACACAUAUAUUGAAUCAUCAUACCUCCUAGAAAAAAAAGAAUAUGAAAAAUGCUUAGAGAAAAUAGAUGAAUUUACUAAACUUAUAAAACUUAUAAAAAGGAUUACUAUCAAUUCCCUUAUCGAUAACCAAAAAAGUGAAUAUAUUACAAAAGAAGAUGAUGAAAAAUAUUUAAGUAAUGAAAAUAAUAAUAUAGAAAAGACGUUAGUAAAAAAGAGUGAUAUGUUGUUAGAUGAAGAAAAAAGAAUUGACGAAAUGUAUGACUACUUUUUGUCGGUUAUAAAUUCAUAUGAACGUAUUUGUACUUAUAAUAUUAAAAAAGUCAACAUAGGUAAUUCAAAUGAAAAAUUGCAGGAAGAUGAUUUCAUGGAAAAUUUAAAUACCAUAUCAGAACACAAUAGUAGUAUAACAUAUAACCGAUUAGAUAUAGAGCUAUCAGAUGAUAUAAUAAUAAUUAAUGUAAAAAAUGUACAGUUUAAAUUACAAGAGAAUAAUAAUAAUAUAUUAAAAAUAAAAAGCAUUAUUGAUGAUAUAAAGUCUGUUAUUGAAGAUGAAGUAAUUAUAGGUUUAAAUGUAGAUUAUAAUUUAAGAGAUAUAUCUAAUAAUGUAGAAUCUGUGUUCAGUUUUUUAAAUGAUUACGAUGUGAAUUUCAUUAUAAAUAAUUAUGGAAAUAUACUUUCCAAAUAUUUUGAUUGCUUAUCAAUAGUUCAUGAAGAAUUAAUUAAAUCAACUAAUGAAAAUAAUAAGUUAUCAAAUGAUAAGUUAAUGGAUAAGAUAUGGAAUACUUUAGAAAAUUAUUUUCUUUCUGAAAAAAUUUAUAUUGAUAUAGAAAGAACACUCUUAGUAUUAAUGAAAAAUUUACUUCAUGUUUAUAACUCUGAUGAUUCAAGGAAUUUCAGUUUUCACAACAAAAAAAUGUUUGGUGAUCUUAUAGAAGCAAUGCCAUUACUGCAUGAAGGAAUAAGAUAUGCAGAUAUACUUAAACAAAAUACUGAUGAAUUAAAAAGUCUAGAAGAUAAUAAUAUUUUUAUUAAUAUUUUACAAAUAAUAAAAAACGUUAAGUCUUUAUGUUUAGCAUUCUAUUAUGCAUUAACAAAUAAAAAUGCUGAAGCUCAUGUAUUAUUUGAUUUAAUAAAAACAAGAAAUUAUGUAUAUAUAAAAAUUAAUAAUGCAGAAAUACAUAAUAAGUCUUUAUUGCGUGUAGCAAUAUUAUUUAAUAGGUUACAGGAUCUUGUUUCCUUAAUGAAUGAAAAAUAUUACUUCAGACAUUUAUCUAUCUAUGCUUUACAAGUUAAAAAUAAAUCAAUAAUAAAUAAAAAUUUAUUUUAUGUAGAUAAUUCUUUAUUUCAACCUAAUAUGAAUCAUAUUUGUUUAAGUCCUCUACAUAUUGAUAUAGUAGAUAUGUGUCGUGAUUCAUUGUCAAUAAAUCAAAAGGAAAAAUCAUCAGGAUUUAGAGGAUUACUCAGAUCAUUUUGGAAAAAAUAA
This is a messenger RNA of Plasmodium relictum, 2028 nucleotides long. It is a transcript of the gene SRP68, whose product is annotated as signal recognition particle subunit SRP68, putative. The record is from RefSeq and is a predicted model, not a curated record. Gene Ontology annotation, molecular function: 7S RNA binding; signal recognition particle binding; endoplasmic reticulum signal sequence receptor activity. Bases 1 to 2028 code for a protein of 675 amino acids. Lineage: Eukaryota; Apicomplexa; Aconoidasida; Haemosporida; Plasmodiidae. The transcript has a single exon. Gene Ontology annotation, biological process: SRP-dependent cotranslational protein targeting to membrane. Gene Ontology annotation, cellular component: signal recognition particle, endoplasmic reticulum targeting.